AUGGUCAACGCUUUUCAGAACGAUUGCGGGCUUGUCGAGACGGCGCCUCGGCCAAUUCGCAAGAAAUUCGCCAAACCGCCCGUCAAAGUAGCUUGUUUGCCUUGUCGCGCUUCCAGAACGCGCUGUGGCGGGCAGGAACCCUGUUCCAAUUGUGUCGCCAAAGGCCGAAAAUGCUCAUACCUGCCCAGUAAACGGGGUGGGCCACGCAAGAAGAAGCAAAAGGCCUCGCCCUCUCCAGAAGAAGAGGCGCCGCAUGAAGAUGCACAGUAUGCUGUGGAUCCCUCGGCGGAUUUCGAUGAGCCGCCGGGGAUGUUUACUCAAAUCGACGUGCUGUCUCUACCGGGCGCAGGUCUGCGCCAUCUGGACUUCCCACAGGUGGGCUCUCUAUUUCAGGGCUUCUUUGCCGGAGAUGAAAGUCCAUCUCAUGUUCAUAUGGGGGCUAUGCCGUCCCCCAUGAGUACAACGUCAUGUCUGGUGAGGACCUACGGGAGUGAACCGGAAAUUUUAAACGCCUAUUAUGAUUUCAUCCAUUCUUAUUUCCCCAUCUUACCGCCCCGGGCAUCAACACAGUUUCAGGACCGACCAUUGCAUUGUCCCGUCUCGCCGGGUCCAUCAUCAGAGCCGCUCAUGAUUUAUAGGCCUCGCUCGCCGCUGAGUCUGGCGAUAUCGGCAAUUCUGGCUCUCAUCCCACACCCAGACGACCCAGAAUCAUCUUCAGCUGCAUCUGUUCUUCAACGAAGGACGUACGCGCAUACAUUUGCGCAAUUAGCGAAUUCUAUCAUUGAGACAGAGUGUGAUCUGGAGCUGUCUUCCACUGAUCCUGGUCAAGCAUUAUCAAGUGCACGGCCUUCGGUGAAUCGAGAAAGGCUUCAUCCUAUGACUCCAGAGGAUCUCGAGACCCUUCUAGCCCUGUUGAUUCUUUCGGUAUACGAGUACUCACAACGGGGAAAUCUUCUUAAGAUGAGAUAUCGUGCCGGUCAAGCAUUGGCUCUUGCUUUGGAUAAAUCGCUUCAUUGCUGCACGGAUAAUGAUGAAUUUUCUGAAGCUCGGCGGAGAGCUUGGUGGAUGACGUAUUAUUGCGUCAUUCAAGGCUCCAUUGUGAGCACUACUCCCCCGACGAUAGUCAUCAAUGACCCACAGUUUACGACGCCAUACCCACGUUUCGAGUCUGACGCUGAGGGCUGGUCCAUUCUUAUCCAAGCACAACAAGUCCUGGUAUCAGCGACUCAGUUCAUCUCCGAUCUAAAUAAAAGUCUCACGUCACAAACGGGUCUACAUUAUAUUUUUGAACGAAUGCAACAGCUCGAUUCCUGGACCAACUCGGUGAUUGUGCAGACAGAUAUGCUUCCCUUGGUUUCUCCCGAGCCGGACUUUGGUGAUCGCCGUGAAACAAUCACUGCCCAGAGUAUCCGGGCAAUAUCCCGGAUCAAAUUGUCAAGCGCACAAAUCAAAACCCAUCGCUUCCGAGCCUUCUCAGACAUCCCCAUCUUCAUAAAAAGACACUGCGACCUAACAGCCGCCAACCCAAGCAACGCACCAACCAAAUCCACCAUCCAAGCACCCGGUAUAAACAACGUCUCCUGCUCAUGCAGCAACCUCGACCACUUCCAACGCGCCUCCUCAACCGAAUACAUGACCCCCUCCGACUCCUCAACCUCGUCCGACACCCACCCCUACAUCCCCCAAUACCCACAAUACCCCUUCGCCUCCGGAUUCCCCUACAGCCCACAACACUCUGCAAAAAUCUGUCUACGCUCUGCACUCACUAUUUCCCGCAUGUUCGAGGCUUUGCCUUAUCCACAGCCGUUAUCUGAAGGCGGGUCACAGGCGCAACAUCAAGCGGGUGGUCAGCCUCUGCCUAGGACAAUGCCUUCGUUCGCAUGCUGUCUUAUGCAAAGUAGUUAUGCGAUGUUUAUGAUAUUUUACAAGGCGCGUGUGGCGAAGCAACUCUCGCCGGAUGUGGAGAGUGAACUUGUGAGUAAUUCCACUGAACAGCUUGUGGAAGAGCUGAGGCGGGGUCUGGAGCGGAUUAUUGCGGCUGUGUCGAAUUAUUCGUUUGCUUUUGAGGCGUUGGAUGGGAUGCGAGACGAAAUUCAGGGUGCAUAUCAAACGGCGUUCCCUACUGCAUCUGUUUAG
Messenger RNA from Penicillium subrubescens, 2136 nucleotides. RefSeq lists its product as uncharacterized. The record is from RefSeq and is a predicted model, not a curated record. Gene Ontology annotation, molecular function: DNA binding; zinc ion binding; DNA-binding transcription factor activity, RNA polymerase II-specific. Lineage: Eukaryota; Fungi; Ascomycota; Eurotiomycetes; Eurotiales; Aspergillaceae. The coding region runs from base 1 to 2136 and encodes 711 amino acids. Gene Ontology annotation, biological process: DNA-templated transcription; regulation of DNA-templated transcription. The transcript has 10 exons.